AUGGUACAAAAAUCAAACGACACCACUGGUGACAAUCAAGCACCAGAUAAUAUUGGAAUAGCAAACGACCAACAAGAAGAUAUCUGGACUUCAAUUCUCAAAGGGGUUUCUUCCUCAAAAAUUGUUCCUACCAAAAAUUUACUGAUUCUAGGCGAUAGAGAAUCGGGUAAAUCUACGCUCAUCAGGCACCUAAAAGGAGAGAAAGACGAAGAAGUUUAUGAAGUAAACGGUGUUUCAAAAGACGCCGAGGAAAACAACAAUUUCAGCCAAAAACAUCACAGUGAAUUGGCUUUAAGUUAUACCUUUACUGAAGUUAAAGAUGAUGAAGCAGAUACGCUUGCUCGUCUUGGAAUAUAUCAACUUGUAGGCUCUCAAGAGGCUUAUCAAUCUCUCCUUCAUUUUGCACUUAAUUCCACAACUCUACCAGACUCCCUUGUUGUAAUUGUUUUAGACUGGGCACGUCCAUGGACUUUUGUUGAAACAUUGCAACGAUGGAUUAAAUUUGUUGAGUUAGGUAUUGAGCGAGUAAAAAAGGAAGGUGCUGUAGGGUCUAAAGAUGACUGGACUAAAGGUAAAGCCGUCAUCGAGGAAAUGCAAGAGACACUCGAACGUUUUAUCAGAAACUAUACUAAAAACUAUGCUAAUGAACCUGAUACUAGCACUGCAAACGGAACAGUGCCAGCAUCAUCCGAAGCGGAUGAAGUUACAUUACCUUUAGGCGAUGGAGUUUUGACCACAAACUUGGCUGUGCCAUUGGUAGUGGUUUGCACCAAGUCUGACAACGUUUCCACGUUAGAAAAGCAGAUGGAUUAUAAAGAAGAACAAUUUGAUUACAUACAGCAAAGUUUAAGAACUAUCUGUCUUAAAUAUGGUGCUGCGCUCUUUUAUACAACCACUCGAGAUCCAAAAACGUUCGAAAACCUUCGUCAAUAUGUUCUUCAUCGAUUUCUUGGAUCAAAAUCUUCAUCCAGCGACGCUAAAUCUACUUAUACUCUCACUGUUAAACCGAAUUUUGUUGAGCGUGACACAGUAUUGGUUCCCACUGGUUGGGAUUCUUGGAACCAGAUUAAAUUCUUAAGAGAUGGCUUCGAUUGUGAUGGACUGCUUCAAGGCUGGGAUUUAGAUAUGACCGGUGAAAAGGAGACAACGGAAGACUCUGAAGAAUUAAACAGUGCUAAAAAGGUGUACGAAGAAGUCAUUAAAAACAUAGAUAAUGAGAAAGUAUACGAACAAGAAUUCUUUAAACGUCAUUAUGAUACUUUACAAAAAGCUAAUAGUGAAAAUACACCAUCACCGUCGGUUGUUGGACCAAUGAGUGUUCCUCAGUAUUCAUAUGUUAAAUUCGGUGCUGACAUUUCAGAACUCGACAACACCAUAACUCCCACUAAGCCUAUUACCAAAAAACAAGCCCCUGUAACCACAUCCCCGCCACCGGGCAUGCAGGAUGAUUCUAGACCAGGAAUAUCUUCUGGUGGUCCACAAAAUGAAGUUCUUGCAAACUUCUUCCAAGCAUUACUCCAAAAAAAAACGGUUAGUCAGUCCACUACUCCAGGAUCAGCCCAACCACCAUUACCAUCUAACGAAUCUCCAAACAACAUAUUGCCCACUAAGCCUAUUAGCGCUAAUGGGCCAUCAAGAAAGAUGGUGGAAA
Messenger RNA from Dentiscutata erythropus, 1651 nucleotides. Lineage: Eukaryota; Fungi; Glomeromycota; Glomeromycetes; Diversisporales; Gigasporaceae. The record is from the annotation of a GenBank genome assembly.